AAAUAGGUACACAUAAAGAGCUACAAAAUAUUUAAAUUGAUAAUAUGUUUUGUUAACGAUAAGCGUUAUCACUUUGCAAAUUUCGUAUGAGGAAAUAAGUGACGAAUUAAAAACUAUUAUUUUUAACCCAUUCAAGUUGCUUGUUUACCAAAAAUGAAUAGUUCGGUGUUAGCGAGGUCAAAAUUGGUGACUAAAGGUCAUGGAGCCUUUGGAUUGACAAAUAUCAUCUUAAACAAAUUCCAGUUACAAGCCCGUCACAAUAGUACCGCGGCUACACCAGAGUUGAAAGCUUCAUAUGGUAACCUUUCAGAUUCUGACAGGAUUUUCACAAAUCUUUAUGGACGACAUGAUUGGCAGCUGAAAGGCGCACUUAAGCGCGGCGAUUGGUAUAAAACCAAAGAAAUCUUAGAUAGAGGUAUGGAUUACAUAAUAAGUGAAAUGAAAACUUCCGGUUUGAGAGGACGUGGAGGUGCUGGCUUUCCUACCGGAAUGAAAUGGAGUUUUAUGAAUAAACCUUCAGACGGUCGCCCAAAAUAUUUAGUCGUCAACGCUGAUGAAGGUGAACCCGGUACAUGUAAGGAUAGAGAAAUUAUGAGACACGAUCCACACAAGCUGAUUGAAGGGUGUUUGAUUGCUGGACGAGCUAUGGGAGCUUGUGCUGCUUACAUUUAUAUCCGUGGAGAGUUUUACAACGAAGCCUCAAAUUUACAACAAGCUAUUUGUGAAGCAUACCAAGCUGGUUUAAUAGGUAAAAAUGCAUGCAAUUCUGGCUUUGAUUUUGACGUUUUUGUUCAUAGAGGAGCUGGUGCAUACAUUUGUGGUGAAGAAACGGCUUUGAUUGAAUCCCUCGAGGGAAAACAAGGCAAACCUAGGUUGAAGCCUCCUUUCCCGGCUGAUGUUGGUGUUUUCGGAUGUCCGACUACAGUGUCAAACGUGGAAACUGUUGCUGUGGCUCCUACAAUUUGUCGUCGCGGUGGUAACUGGUUUUUGGGACUGGGUAGACCCAGGAAUUCUGGAACAAAGUUGUUCAAUAUAUCUGGACAUGUUAAUACACCAUGUACUGUCGAAGAAGAAAUGUCUAUUCCGUUGAAAGAGCUGAUAGAACGCCAUGCCGGUGGCGUCGUUGGCGGAUGGGAUAAUUUAUUGGCCGUAAUUCCCGGUGGGUCGUCCACACCACUCAUACCAAAACAUGUAUGCGAUACUGCUAUAAUGGAUUUUGACGGAUUAGUAGCUGCACAAACAAGUUUGGGAACAGCAGCGGUAAUAGUAAUGAACAAACAAACCGACGUCGUACGAGCCAUUGCUCGUCUAAUUAUGUUUUACAAACACGAAUCCUGUGGCCAGUGUACACCGUGUCGCGAAGGCAUCAAUUGGAUGAAUAAAAUAAUGUACAGGUUUAUUGACGGACAAGCGCAAUCUUCAGAAAUUGACAUGUUGUGGGAGAUCAGCAAGCAAAUCGAAGGCCACACAAUUUGUGCUUUGGGAGAUGGUGCCGCGUGGCCAGUACAAGGAUUAAUACGGCAUUUCCGACCAGAGUUGGAGAGUAGGAUGAAAAAAUUCCAAGAGCAGAAUGAAAAGCAAGCUAUAUCAAAUUAAUAGCUGUUUCUAUAGUAUUUAUUUGAAGUUUUUGCUUUUAUAUCCAAAAAGGAAACAUAUUUCAAAUCAAAUUUGUUUUAUUCAAACACUUUUAGUAAUAAAAUUACCGUUGUUUAUAUAAGCAUAUACGGGAAAACAAUAAAUUGUUAAUUCAACAAGACCUGUAUCACAAUCGAAAGUUAACAUUUUUUUUUUUAUAUCACUUUGAAAACCAGUUUGUAAACACAAAAACAUUGUAUAGUUGUAGCUAUAAUAAUUAGUUUAUAAUAAAUACUUCGCAAUAUGUAUUAAUGUACCUACAUAUAGGCUAUAAUAUACGUCAUGUACUUUUAUUCAUUUCUAGUUAUCAUGAAUACAUGUAGGUAGGUGAUAUACCUACUAUGUGUAUAAUAACAUUACCGUAAACUUGUCCACUUGUUUGUAUUUUAUCUGUUUUAUUCGUUUUGAUAUCUACCACAAAUGUAAAUGUAUUAAAAAGUUUUUGAAGGUUUUACAUUAUUAUAUAAAUUCAAAACAGUUUACAUUUAAUAAACUUUGUUGAUAGAUGAUACAUUGAGUAACUAAUAAUACAUUUUUUUUUUUUUGGUAUAAAAAUGUUGAUCAAAAAUAGGAAAUGUAAACAACAGUUACAGGCAGUUUUUUGAAAAAUCUUAAUUUAAAGGAUAAGUGUGUAAUUAUUAGUUCAUCAAUAAUUAGCCUUUUUUUUU
Messenger RNA from Adelges cooleyi (spruce gall adelgid), 2303 nucleotides. Its product is annotated as NADH dehydrogenase [ubiquinone] flavoprotein 1, mitochondrial-like. The transcript has 2 exons. Gene Ontology annotation, molecular function: NADH dehydrogenase (ubiquinone) activity; 4 iron, 4 sulfur cluster binding; NAD binding. Lineage: Eukaryota; Metazoa; Arthropoda; Insecta; Hemiptera; Adelgidae. The coding region runs from base 154 to 1596 and encodes 480 amino acids. The record is from RefSeq and is a predicted model, not a curated record. Gene Ontology annotation, biological process: mitochondrial electron transport, NADH to ubiquinone.